This is a messenger RNA of Rangifer tarandus platyrhynchus (Svalbard reindeer), 390 nucleotides long. The record is from the annotation of a GenBank genome assembly. NCBI's taxonomy places the organism in Eukaryota, Metazoa, Chordata, Mammalia, Artiodactyla, Cervidae.
AUGGGGGUGGUGGGUGACUGUCAGGGUUCUGCCCUUCAUCACUGGGGGAGGAGAUACCCUAGACACCCUCGAGGGAGGAGGCGCAUGCAGAGUCGUAAGAGUCUGGCUCAGGGCCCCUCCCACCCCUGCAUCCCCACUGCACCCCCACUGAAGCCUAUCUCAGCUGUGAGCACACCGGCCUGGAGCCUCCCAGCAAGUCCCCGAGGCGAGGUGGCCCAGCAGACCCACCCCCUUCCUCCAUGUCUAGCAGGUGGGACAUCCCUUCUCCUUGCCACUCCAGGAGUGGUUCUGGAGCCAAUCUGUGAGUGGUUCUGGGGUUUGCAGGCUGAGCCACUGUUGCUGUGCUCCCCGCAUGAGCCCCCAGAGCAAACUGUCUGCCCUGCUGCCUGA